Molecule: messenger RNA, 882 nt
Organism: Eimeria tenella
Lineage: Eukaryota; Apicomplexa; Conoidasida; Eucoccidiorida; Eimeriidae
Exons: 7
Coding region: 1-882 (293 amino acids)
Biological process (GO): mRNA processing
Cellular component (GO): exon-exon junction complex
Molecular function (GO): mRNA binding
Source: RefSeq, a predicted model, not a curated record
AUGGGCAAUCCGCGGCAUCUUCGCCGGGCGUCUUCACAGGACGAAGACGAGGGCGAUGUGUUUGAUGACAAGUCGGAGAUAAGCUCGGGGAGCGAUGAAGAGGCAGAAGAGGCAACUCGUGACGCAGCCGCGACGGGCGGCGACUCGGUUGGCUCCGCCUCAGCAGUUCAAGCCACGACUUCGGCCUCUCCGUCUUCCGCAGGGGCUGCUGAGGCGUCGCGUGCGGCUUCGAGCGACCCCAAGGCCUCUAAGGAGUCUCCAAAGACCCCCGAAAAUGAACAAACUGCAGGAAAUGAAGCGGCGAGGGACGAGGGCAAACACCGCAGAAGUGCAUCUUCUGGGGACGGAUUCAGAGCGCGCCCAAAGUCAACAUGGCAGCUCAUGCAAGAAGACCCCUCCUACGUGCCAAGAGCCACGCGGUACUUUCUGCACGAUGACAGGCGAGAUGACGACAGCAGCAAAUCAGAGGCCUCCGAUGAGCACUCCGAAAGCCAACCGGAUACGAGAAUACCUCGCAGCACUCAGACGCGGGUAGGCUCCAGCAAGAAGCUCUGGACCCCAGACGAGAACGAAGGCGAGUGGAAACACGACAUGUGGGAGCAACUGCAGAAAGAGGAGGCAGGAGAAAGGCCGAAUUUCAGUAAUUGGAACAGAGGACGGCGACCCGGACGGCGCGGGGGCUCUUUCGGAUACAGACGUGGAGGCCAAGUGGACUCUUGGGUUCCUCGCGGUUCUCGUGGCGGCAGAACUGGAGGAAACGGCAGCUACAGAAAUGAGCCUUGGAGGGGAGAGUGGCGCCCGAGAGGCCGCAGUAGGGCGCAGGAUUGGAGCAGCGAACGGCAGAAACAAUACGUGCCGAGACAAAGCGCAGAGGCGGCAUAA